Molecule: messenger RNA, 937 nt
Organism: Aspergillus vadensis CBS 113365
Lineage: Eukaryota; Fungi; Ascomycota; Eurotiomycetes; Eurotiales; Aspergillaceae
Product: LSM domain-containing protein
Exons: 6
Coding region: 221-937 (238 amino acids)
Cellular component (GO): NatC complex
Source: RefSeq, a predicted model, not a curated record
UCCGUCCAGUCUGACUAGGCGUUUGAGUUCAGCUGGCUAUAAGAGACUCCCCAAUCUCGCCCCUUGAUUGAUUUUCCCGCCUCGCCUUGGGACAACGCAGAAUAGUCUAGACCGCUAGAUUUCUUUCUUCUAGUGGUCAAACCCCACCCCGCUUGAAAGUGAAGGUGUGGCUAGGCAGGUUGCCUUACGUCAAUCGAUUGGAAGAACAGGACAGAGCACAAUGGACGGAAAUCAAGCAGUCCAAUAUCUGGACUCAUUGAUCGGUCGGACGUUACGAGUGCACGCGACAGAUACGCGCAUUUUCGUGGGUACCUUCAAGUGUACGGAUGCGGCACGAAAUAUCAUCCUUGCCAGCACCUACGAAUACCGCUUCCCUUCCCCAUCUACUGUUCGAGACGCCGCCACGGGUACGCAUGAUUCAGCCGCCGGUAGCGCAGUCGACGCCCAGAGCGUCAAGAUGGAUAUGACGAGUCGAUUUAUCGGUCUUGUGAAUGAAACUGGCGGUACGCCGUUGCUUUAUAAUCCCGUCUACCAACUGUUACACCGCUCGGCCCCAGCUUUCUCAUAUUUAGGAUUGGGUGCGGGCGGUCAUAGGGUGACCAAUGAUGGUCAUCGGGGAGGUACUGAAAUCGACUGGACAAAUGCACCUAUUAGCGCCGAGUCAAAAAGGCGGACUCUGCAUAUUCACCUGCGCAGUAAUCCCUUUCAGUGUCACACAUGCCAUGGUUGGAAACCUUUACCCGCAUCAGCUAGACUGCAACGCAGGCCAAGGCACAUUACCCAAAACAUGCCCACCACAACUAGAGGGGGCUUGGCAGCAGAAGCCAUGAUCAUGACGAGGCUGAGCUGGGGUUGGAGAUGGAAAUGGCGGCCGACGAAUUCCCUCAUGGAAUUGUCGGGAGUGCUCGGAGCAUCUGAGAGGCUGACAGUUCGGUGA